AUGAGUAACAAGGAGAAGCCACAUGUGGUAAUCCCAACUCUAGUUCCUGAGCUAGAACUCGAAAAGGAAGUUUCAGUACUUGGUAAAGAAUUAAAUCUAGGUGUUGAGCCAUAUGAAGCAAAUGAUCUAGAUGGUUGUAAAACCCUUUUCCAUGAUCUUGAACUAAAUGAUCCAGAGGUAGUUCAUCUACCGAUAUUAAAAGAGUUAGAAUCUGAAGGUGGUCCUGAACCUAAAACACAAUUAUUUAGAAAAGCAGUUAAAAGAAGAGCUAUAGCCGUACAUCGUGCAAAAGUUCUCAAAUUCCAUCCAGAUAAUAGUAGUGAUAUACGAAAAAUGUUAAAGAGUAAAAGAAAGCAGCAGUUUAGAGAAAUACUUGAAAAGGAAUUUGAUAAGCGUGAACAAUUUAAGUUCGCUCUAUGUUCUCUUACUAAAUUUCUUAUAGAUGAUAAACCUGGAAAUGAAAAACAGGGAAAAAAGAAUUUACGAACUGACUGGCUUAAAAAUAAGCAAAUUAUAGUUUAUAAUAGAAAUGAAAUAGAUGAUUACUUAAGCAAUGCUUUCGAACAAAUUCUUUACCAAGUGGAAGAGAAAGGAGGUAAAUCUAAUACUUAA
Molecule: messenger RNA, 612 nt
Organism: Rhizophagus irregularis DAOM 181602=DAOM 197198
Lineage: Eukaryota; Fungi; Glomeromycota; Glomeromycetes; Glomerales; Glomeraceae
Source: RefSeq, a predicted model, not a curated record